Messenger RNA from Micropterus salmoides (largemouth bass), 2492 nucleotides. RefSeq names its product KIAA1143 ortholog. Lineage: Eukaryota; Metazoa; Chordata; Actinopteri; Centrarchiformes; Centrarchidae. The transcript has 3 exons. Bases 98 to 640 code for a protein of 180 amino acids. The record is from RefSeq and is a predicted model, not a curated record.
GUACGUUGUGUUUUGGUGAAAUCCUGCGCGCUUAUCGUGGCAUCAGUUUAGGCCCGGGUUGCGUUUGGCUGUCCGUGUUGUAUUACUCCUUUUUGCGAUGAACAGAAAUAAGGCAAGUGGCGUGUCAUGGGUGAAACCGGCGGAGCCGUCCUUCCUGAAGAAGUUUAAAAGUGAUGUUGGUUACAAAGAAGGACCGACGGUGGACACUAAGCGCCAGGCGAUGCCAACAUUGGAUGAUGACAGCGGGAGUGAUCGAGAGGAUGAGUUGCCUCAAGUUGUGGUCCUGAAAGGCGGGGACCUGAGCACAGAGGACGUGAAGAAGAUCAAGGACAAAAUUCGUGGUGGAGAAGGAGCAGAGAAAGACGAUGAACUCCCUCCUGAUGGUAAAAUCCUGUUCAAGAAACCAGCCAAGCGCUCCUCAUCAGACAAAUUCCAGGGCAUCACCGCCAGCUCCAGCAAAAAGAGGAAGAGUGAUGGAGGAGAGGAGAAGAAGAAGAAGAAGAAGGUGGUGGUGGACGUGGAGGACGAGGAGGACGAUGAGAAGGAGGAGGUGGAGAAGAAGGAGGUGAAGUCUGGAAAGAAAGUAAAAAACAACAGCCUUCUGUCAUUUGGAGGGGAUGAGGAGGACGAGGAGGACUAACUGUUAUCUCCGAAAUGUAAGACUCAAGGAAUAAAGGAAUCAAAGUGACAUUUGAAUUUUAACGGCGAAAUGUUUCAUAAUAUUGACGAAUAGGAACAGAUGUAAAACUAACAGAUGCAGAUGCUGUCUGGAGUUCAUCCAGCGUCCAUUCUGUCCAUUCUCCAUACAGUGCUAUUAAUUGUGCAUGUCGUAGCCCACUCACUACACAUAGUCAAGCUGUGAUAUUACUGACGACUGUUGGUUUUAGGACACUGUAAAAAAACCUUCAGAGAUUCAAAUUGCUUAAAUUAGAAAUACUUCAUAAUGAGCAUCUUUAUGCCCUUGUUGUUCUAUCAUCGCUGCAGAGGAGGGAUGUUUUCAACUCGGCUUGGUACAUUCAGGGACACUCAGACGUCCUCAAAUUGAGUUUGCUGAACAGGAAGAGCAAGGGCUGAAUGAUUAGAAGAAAAUAAUUCAGUUACAUUUCUGGCCGGCAUUGCAAUUGCAAUUUAAAAUUACCUUUAAAUCAACCUACAGGCCCGUAUUUACAUCAAUUAACAUGAGCAGGUCAAAAUGACCCUCCAAUAAAUUGUACAGAGUGGUGUUUCUUCUUAGACAAAACAAUCUUUGGCCCAGCAUAAAUAGUACAGACGCAUGAUAUUUUUUUUUUUCACCAACUCAGAGUCCCUGUUCAUUUUCCUGAAACACUCACUAGAUGCAGCAUUUGUUAAUUAUGUAAAUUUAAAUUAGAACUGUAACUUGAUUGACAAUUUGAAAAUUCCACUAACAAGUGAGUCAAAUGUCUGAUUGCUCCUGAAUGCACCAGCAGUGAGUUUUUCAGAAGUGGCGCCGCUCACAGCUUCAGCGUGAUCCGAAGGGAACUCAUCUUUGCCAAAAAGAAAAGGCACAUGGUUCAAGUCUGCAAUUGUAAGUUUGCACAGCCCAUUGAGACCUUUCUUUUCAUAUUAAAGUUGGCUUGAAGUUGAUUUUUAUUUUUAUUAUUCAGUCCUGAAACGAAUGGCCCCCUAUAUAAAAAUCUCUGAACAUUUGAAAAUGGUCGACAGUAAUGUAAAGUUCAGGCCAUGUGUAGUUAGUGGGCUGAAAAAUCCAGUGUGAUUCUAUGUGUAGGAUGUCCUUUUUCAUGACAAGAGAACAUGAGCACUAGUUCGUGAAACAGUUAAGAGGUCAGUGCACGUUGUCCAGAGAUUCCUGCAGUCACAAACACACAAGCAAGGCGGAAGCUGUGCUUUUGCUGUUUAAAGGGGCUCCUCAAAACAUCUGGUUGGCACUCCGAUCUACACAAACUAUGCAACUAGAUCUGAUAAAUGGAAAAAGGGCAACACCAGAUCCAAAAACAGGCCGUUUGAUUAUCGGAUUUUUCGUCUGCUUUGACACUGGCCAGGCUAGUUCAGCCUCAUUUUUGUUUUUUGAGAAGUAAAUUAAAAGGAACACAUUUUUCUUUGACACCCAUAUUGAAAUCUCUUCGGGUGGAAUUCAAACGACGACAAACUCUUGAUGACUCCUAGUCCCAGUAGCUCCUGGUGUCCUGACAUUGUUAGACUUCCUCUCAUACAUAUUAAGAUCCUUCUGUUGCUUUCUGUGGUGUCAUCAGAACUGUAAUUGUGUUUGUAAGUAGCGUGGAAGUGCUCUUUGUAGAAUUUCUAAUACAUUCAAUUAUGUAUUGAAUGUAUGAAUAUAUUCUAGCUUCGGCAAAGGAGCUGUAACAGUUUAUGUAGAAACAAUGCAUUCUUGUCAAUGCAGUUUUAUGUUGUUUUUUUUAAAAAGAUUGUGGCUUUGUUUUUAUUGUAUACAUUCUUAGAGAAUGGUUGGCUGUAACAUUUGAAAUAUAAAACAUUAAAUCAACUGUACAACA